Molecule: messenger RNA, 1933 nt
Organism: Saccostrea echinata
Lineage: Eukaryota; Metazoa; Mollusca; Bivalvia; Ostreida; Ostreidae
Exons: 6
Coding region: 135-968 (277 amino acids)
Source: RefSeq, a predicted model, not a curated record
UAUCUAAAAGCUCUCAAAUUAGUCAAAAGAUAUUUUCAUCCACUAACCCUUUUUCUUCGAUAUACUGCUCCAGUCAUGUAUUGAGAAAACAUUAUAAGUGGAAACGGGGCCCUCUGACGUUUUCGGAUGAAAUCAUGGCGAUGGUAACACAUAAUGGACAAACGAUCGGGAUAACGGAGUACGUAUCUCUUAUUAUUGAAGCAGCGAGGAAAAUUAUCGAGAAAGAACAACGAGAAAAAGGAAUUUUAGAUAAAAGUGGAAUGUCUCUUGCCAGCGCGGACGCCCAGGAAGACAGGUUGGCCAGCAGCGAAUCAGAAUUCCCAAAAGAAAUGGAGGAAGCUUCGACAAACUCUCUAGACACAAAUUCAGUGAAAUUACGUUUACCCGAUGGAACUCUGCAGUCGGUGGAAGAUUACAUCAUCGGAAUUAUAAAAGACGCCAGUGAUCAGAUCGAAAAAGAACGUCAGAAUGCGAGUAUAAGAGCAGACGACACCCUUGAUAAAUCAGCUGUUGGUGCUAACUUGCAGACGCCUUCUAAGACUGAACCCAUCAGUAAUACAUGUGAAAAAGACUCAACACCAAAGGCAGCUAAACCCAAAGUAUCAAGUCCAAAGCAAGGACCUGUUUCAAAAGUUCUCAAUAGGAUCUUCAAGAGAGGUAAAACAAAGGAAAAAGAGAAGCCAAAUGAAGGAAUUAUCAACGGAUUUGACGAUUCUCUCACAUCAGAGAGAGCCAAAGAAGAAGAAAAUACCCCCUCAAAACCUGAAGAAAAGUCCCCCUUCAAACCUGAACCAAGUUCUCCAAACAGUGUUCACAAUGAAGAAAUCACUGUUCACACAGAGAACCACGAAUCUCCCAGCAAAGACAAUAAACAAGAAAUUCCCAAAGGAAAAGUCAAAGUCCAAAAGAAAAACUCCCUCAGGAAAAUGUUGUCCUGUUUCUCUUCCAAGGCAGCUCAAGCAGACUGAUCUACGUACGUACGGAGUACGAUAUCCGGACAAAUCCUAAGCUUAUAUUUUGGAUUGGCAUGUUUCUAUUCUGAUUACAUUUGGCUUGAUCACAAACAUGCAUUACAUGGAUAUUUAUUACAUUUGAAUCCAAUAUUUGCAUUAAUAACUACAUGGAGAAUUCAUGCAGUUCUAAACCAGUAUCCUCAUCCUCCAAAAAGAAGAUAAGAUUUUGUAAAGUGGAAAUGUUUUUGUGCCAUAAUGAAAGGGUGUGAAAGUUUAGAAACACUUCAUAAUGAAGAAUGUAAAAGAAAUUGCUUUUCAAUUCAUGGAUUCAAGAAAAGAGAACAAAUUUUUUACUCAGUAGUAUACAAGCUUAGAUGGGAUUCUUUAAGAAAUAAUAUUUCAAAUUGAAAGGAUAAGAGAAAUUGAAAGGAAAUAGAUUGGUUUUCAAGUAAUAUAAAAACUAGUUGGAACUGAUGUCAGUGACAGUAUCAUUAUAGCAUUACUGCAGUGACAGCACAGUUGUGGUUGUUGUGAAAGUAAAAAACUGACGAAUGACACCUGUCACUUGUGUUUUGCAAAUUGUAUAAAAAUAAUUUUGAUGGCGAACUGACAAUUGAUAAUAAUAAUGCAGCAGUAUUGUAUGUACCUACUGGUAUAUUAAUGUUUGAAUAACUAGAAAGACAUAUACAUGUUUCUCAUUUUUUUAUGAUCACAGACAAUUAAAUCUCUUUUACUAGUACAUGUAAUACCUUUUAUCUAAUUUUACUACAGUAUUAUACAAAGAGUUCUUAAUAUGGUGAGGAAAUAAAGAACUACUACUUGUUACACCCCCCCCCCCCUCCUUUAAAUAUAGCUAAAAUCAAGGAUUGGCAAUAAAUAAAAUGACUCAUUUUGUAUUCAUCCUUGAAAAUUUUUUUUUUUUUUUUUUUUUUUUUUUUGUUUUGGUUGAGUUUUUGAUGUUCAAAUUAUACACCACUCUG